AUGACAGCAGUUACACCCUCCAGAUCUGGCGUGUCGCCGUCCAGCUCGCCUCGGCUACCAUCUCCCCCUCCCAUUCCAGAGGUGCAAUUCGGCCCUAAGAGCCCCGGGAUCGACCCGACGAAGGAACUCUCGCUCGAUGCGACCUCAAAGCCAGACGAAGGAGCCGCGAGAAGAAUAAGACCGGGGACAAAAGCUGCAGAUAUGGCUAUGGGGCCUCCACUUGUGCCGUUGAGUCAGCUGGACUCGCCAUUCCAGCUCCAAGAACACCUCAAAUCGCUCUACUCCCACCUUAGCCAUACGCCCGAUUCGACCCAUACCGUCCCCAUCACGAAAGAGACGGCCCUACAACUCGCGACGCCCCCACAGAUAAAUGACAACGAGUCCGUGGACAGAAAUCUCUGGCUCUACGAACUGUGUAGAUUUCUCACGCAGAAGGCGAACAUCGUCUCCAUCUUCCUCAUGAACGACAGCCCGCCGUGUUCGGCCACGACCUGCCCGGAGAUGAGAGCUAGUGAAUGGCAAUACCUCUGCGCCGUGCAUGAGCCGCCCAAAUCAUGCUGUGCCAUCGACUACUGCAACCAUACUCUGGAUUGGGCGGCGAACGUCCUCACGAGCCCGAAACACUUCCCGUCACGGCUGGCGUUGGGCGGAGAGGGAGGCAAUGUCAUUCAAAGCAUGCGACAGCUGACCAACAUAUUUCGGCGUGUCUAUCGAAUCUUUGCACAUGCUUGGUUUCAGCAUCGCGAUGUCUUCUGGUCCGUCGAAGCAACCUACGGUUUGUAUAUGUUGUUCAAGGUCGUCUGCGACCAGUACCAUCUUAUCCCGGAAGACAGCUACACUAUCCCACCCGAAGCUGAAGGUGUUCGCGAAGCCGUUGAUGAAAAGGACCCCGGAUUGCGACCUCUUAUACUCCGAAAAGAUGGCACGCCGAGUUCGUCGUCAGAGGAGCCAUCCAGCGGGCCCACGUCGUCAGGAGAACCUGCUGCGUCAGUAGCAUCGACGACGGUCAGUACCGGUGCAACGACACGUAGGCACAAGCAUACUCCCAGUACAGGAAGCCACGUGGCCACCAUCGCCGAAGGUGCAGAGGACGAAGAGGAGCAGCCGACGAGUACCAUCUCGACGAAGCCUAAUAAUGUGCCCGGUAUGCUAGGACUGAUUGACGGUCCCGAAUCGCUGAAGAUAUCAAUAGAGGAGAAGAGGGCAAUUUCACCGCAGCCGAGGAAAUCGGGAGAUGAUCCCUCGCCAGAUCGUCUAUUACCCAAGCUGGAUAUCGCCUCUACGGUGCCCAAAUACGAGCCUCGCGCGCCAGAAGAUCCUACACCCACUGGUAACACGGAAGACGUCGAUCCCCUUUCCACCCACCAAGGAGCACAACAACAGUCGUCCUCAUCCAUGGCCAAAGGGGACGACGAGAAAGCUGGCACAAUCCUAAAGGAUGAAGCAGCCAUGAAAACACAUCCCGAGACUCCCGUCGAACGAGUGACCAAACCUUUUGAUGAUGAGCAAGCAGGCCGCACAAUCACAUCUCCUUCUGGUGGCUCGAUAAGAACGGCCGGCAAUGAUGUCCUUGCGGCUAUAAUGGGGCACAUCGAUGACUCUGAUGAAGAAUAUUAUCCACCCAGAGUCGCGCAGGCUGAGAGAUUCAGGGAGCGGGAUGAUGAUGUGAAGACUGAAAUAAGGGGGGAGGGACGUGAGGAGGCCGACGAGACCGUGGAAGAGAACGAGAGUUUCAGCCCCGUUCAGACAAAAGCGCCUGAAUCUGUAGAUACCGUCGGGAAAGAAGAUGAGGCCCAGAAAGAGCCGGCUGAGGUGCAGGAGCAGGAGGAGAACACCCAUGCGAGCCGCGACGAACUGGAACGCGAUGAGAUUCGAGUCUCUGUCGAGGAGAGAACCGAGGAUGAGCAGCAGGAUGAGGAGCGCCCUGAGCAGCGCCCUGAGCAGCACCCCUCGAGCAAUCCUGGGGAUGAAGAGGUAGAGCUGAAGGGGACUCGGGCCGAGUAG
This is a messenger RNA of Cladophialophora carrionii CBS 160.54, 2004 nucleotides long. RefSeq lists its product as uncharacterized. Bases 1 to 2004 code for a protein of 667 amino acids. The record is from RefSeq and is a predicted model, not a curated record. The transcript has a single exon. NCBI's taxonomy places the organism in Eukaryota, Fungi, Ascomycota, Eurotiomycetes, Chaetothyriales, Herpotrichiellaceae. Gene Ontology annotation, cellular component: cytoplasm.